AUGAGUAUGCGCGAUCUGAUUGACGGUGACGUUGAGGUUGAUGAAGAGGAGAACGAUGAGGAAUUCGACGAGGAAACUGGUGAAGCUCGCUCCGCGGAACCCCGAAGACAAAAUGGAGGCUUGGAAGAUGAUUCAAGUGAGGAAGAAGAUGAUGACGAUGAGGAGGCAGCUCGUGCAAUUCGAGAAGGCUUCAUCGUAGAUGAAGAUGAAGAGGACGAUGAUGAUGCGAGAAAUAGACGUCGCCGCAGAGAAAAAAAGCGCCGCAGAGAGCAGCGCGAAGAAGAGGGUUUGGAUGACGAAGAUUUGGAUCUCAUUGGAGAAGCGAACCCAGAAUGGGAGAGAAAGACAACACAGCAGCCAAAGUUUAAGCGUCUCAAGCGUGGCCACCGAGAAGACAACGAUCAGGACCGAGAGCGAGGCCUGGACCAAAUCUUCUCUGAUGAUGAAGAACAAGAUGCGCCACACGAUUAUGAGCGAUCGUUCGCACGCCCGGACCAUCGUAUUGAUGAAUUCGCGGAUUUCAUCGAAGAAGACGAGCUUGAGGACGAUGAAAGAGACAGACUUGCCGAGGAAAGAGAGGUAGCCCGUCCAAGAGAAAAGGGCUACGUUGGUGGUGCCGAAGCAUCAGGUCUCGACAAGGAUGCUUUAGAUGAUAUGGAAGCUAUCUUUGGAAAUGGCGAGGAUUACGACUGGGCUCUCGCCUUGGAGGAUGAAGCUGAGGCAGCCGAAGCUGGGGACCAGAACCUUGAACUCAAGGAUGUCUUCGAGCCUUCGCAGCUCGCGGAGAAGUUACUUACGGAUGAGGAUAACUAUAUUCGGUACUCCGAUGAACCGGAACGAUUCCAGCUCGAUCGAAAACCUUACAAACAUCUACAAAUCACCGACGAACAAUUUAAAGAGGAAGCUCGAUGGAUUACAAGUCUCAUUUGGCCAAAAAAGAACUUCAACGGAGACAUGCAAGCUCCAUUCACCAAAGCUAUUAGCAAAGUCUUGGAGUUUUUUGUUGUGGAUGAAGUCGAAGUUCCCUAUGUGUUCCAACAUCGAAAGGAUUAUCUCAUCCAUGCCAGGAAAAAUAAAACGCGAUCGGAUAACCCAGAUGCGCCUGAAUAUGAAGUAAGCGCAGACAAGCUCCUGAACCAAGACGACCUCUGGCGCAUUUUGGAACUCGACUUGAAGUUUAGGGCACUGAUCGAGAAGCGUAACGUCCUAGACAAGACCUAUGAGAACCUAAAGUUGGCCGUUGGUAUCAGUGAUGCAACCUUCGAGCAAAUGUUACCGGACGCCCAAACUAUGGAAGAGCUUCAAGAUAUUCAGGAUUACCUGUAUUUCCAAUACUCCUCGGAAAUCAAAUCUCUGCAGGAUUCCAACGGUGAAGUCAAAGAAAAGCGAGCCGGCAACAAAGCAUCAAGAUUUGAUCGUGUUCGUAAAAGCAGGGCUUAUGAACUCGUGCGAGCUUAUGGAAUCACAGCCGACGAGGUUGCUGGAAAUGUUUUGAUGGAAGGCCGCAAAAAGUACACAGAAGAUCCUCCUUUGAGUCCAAUUGAUCUCGCCGAUACUCUGGCUAGCCCAGAGGACUUCCCUACGGGCGAUGGAGUUUUGGUAGCAGCACGAAGUUUGUUCGCCGAGGAACUUUUCAUGAGCCCAAAGAUGCGUCAGCAUUUCAGAAAGCAUCACUAUAUACAAGGACUCGUCAGCUGUGCUAGAACCGAGAAAGGCCUCAAGAAGAUUGAUGAACAACACCCAUAUUAUGAAUUGAAAUAUCUCAGGAACCAAACUUUCAUGGACAUUGCAAGCAAACCUGAAAUGUUUUUGAAGAUGUUGAAAGCCGAGGAAGAAGGAUUACUAGAGGUUCGAGUAUCUCUCCAAAAUGAACGCGAUUUCAGAAAACAACUCUUUGCAGAGUUCAGGUCCGACAACUACAGCGAGGUUGCUGAUGCGUGGAACGAUGAAAGACAGAAAGUUCUCGACAUAGCAUUUUCGAAGCUUGAAAGGACUAUCACGAAAGGAGUAAAAGAAAGCAUGCGAACAGAGUGCCAAGAUUCUAUCCUUAAAAUCUGUCGUGAAGAAUACUCGAGAAAGCUUGACCAGGCGCCAUACAAGCCGAGAGGCAUGGUUUUGGGUACUAUUCCUCGAGUGCUUGCUCUAUCUAACGGUAAUGGUGACCCCAAUCGCGAUGCUGUAUGCUGGGCCUACGUUGAAGAGGACGGUCGGGUCCUGGACCAUGGAAAGUUCGACAAUCUUUCCAGAGACCAGAGAGCUAGAGAAGCAUUUGUCGAUUUGGUGCGCAGGAAGAAACCUGAUGUUCUUGGAGUCAGUGGUUUCUCUGUCGAAACUCAUAAGCUUGUAUCGAGUCUCAAAGAAUUGGUGCAGGAACACUCUCUGCGAGGGAAUGAGUUUGACAAUGAAGAGGGUGAUGGUGAGCGAAGUGAGCCUCUAGAUAUUAUCGUCGUGAAUGACGAAGUUGCUCGACUUUACAAAGACAGCCCAAGAGCUGCUGUUGAUCACCCUGCAUUUGCUCCACUCGCUAGAUAUUGUGUUGGCUUGGCCAAAUAUCUCCAAAACCCAAUGAAAGAGUACGCAGCUCUUGGAAAAGACAUUAUUUCAUUAUCAUUCCACCCAUCUCAACAAUUGCUGCCAGAGGAUAAGCUUCGAAGACAAUUGGAGACUGCAAUGGUUGAUAUGGUCAAUCUUUGUGGUGUCAAUAUCAACGAAGCGGUCAAUGACGCUUAUACAGCAAACCUUUUACCUUUUAUUUGUGGUCUUGGUCCUCGAAAGGCUACCGCUGUCCUGAAAUCUAUCAAUGCCAAUGGUGGAGUGGUGAACACUCGUGAAGAACUUGUGGGUGAUCCAGACAAUAACAAAUUGCCAGUUGUUGGUCCAAGAGUUUGGAACAACUGUGCUAGUUUCCUAUACAUGGAGUACGAAAGCGCAAAUCCUGCGUCUGACUAUCUUGACAAUACCCGUGUGCAUCCAGAGGACUACGAACUCGGUAGGAAGAUGGCAGCUGAUGCACUCGAACUUGAUGAAGAAGAUGUCAAGGCAGAAGUAGACGAGGGAGGACCAGGAGCCAUUGUCCGGAAGCUCAUCAAGGAUGAUGAGCAGGAGAAGGUGAACGAUCUGAUUCUUGAAGAGUAUGCCGAUCAAUUGGAGAAAAAUUACAAUCAACGCAAACGUGCAACGCUCGAGACUAUUCGCGCUGAGUUGUUAGCGCCAUACGAAGAAUUGCGUCGUAACUUUGGCAUGUUGUCUGAUGACGAAAUCUUUACCAUGUUGACUGGAGAAACUCAUGAGUCGUUAUGCGAAGGCAUGAUUGUAUCUGUCAACAUCAGAGUGGCAAAGGAUGAUUUCAUUAUUGCUAAGCUGGAUUCUGGAAUUGAAGGCCGUGUCGAGAAAGACGAUGGCUCAGAUAAUUCCAACGCCUCUUUGAACCGUCUAUUUUCCGUGGGCCAAACUGCUCAGGCUAAGUUGCUUGACGUUGAUCGAAGAAAUUUUGCUGCCAGAUUAUCACUACGCGAAUCACAAAUGCGACCAUACAGGAAACGUAUUGACCGCGAUAUUGGUACCUGGGAUAUACAUCAAGAGCAAAAAGAUAGAGAGGAGCUCCGCGAAAAAGACAAGGCCACAGGCCGCGUUCAAAGAGUUGUCAAGCAUCCUCUCUUCAGACCAUUCAAUGCCACUCAAGCUGAGGAAUAUCUCGGAUCACAAGCCCCUGGAGAUGCUGUUAUUCGCCCUUCGUCAAAGGGAAAUGAUCAUCUGGCAGUUACAUGGAAAGUCGCUGAUGGCGUAUAUCAGCAUCUUGAUGUAUUGGAGUUACAAAAGGAGAAUGAAUUCUCACUUGGUCGACAAUUGAGAAUCAACAACAAAUACAACUACAGUGAUCUUGAUGAAUUGAUCGUGGAUCAUGUUAAGGCUAUGUCCAAGAAGGUUGAAGAGAUGAUGCUGCAUGAAAAAUUCCAAAAGGGCAGCAGAACCGACACGGAACGUUGGUUGACAACCUACACGGAGGCCAAUCCCAAGCGAUCUGUAUAUGCUUUCUGUCUUGAUACAAGGCAUCCUGGGUAUUUCCAUCUGUGCUUCAAAGCUGGUCAACAAGCGCGCGUUAACUCAUGGGCCGUACGGAUCAUUCCCAAUGCUUUUGAAUUAUUAAAGAGUCAAUACCCCGAUAUGAAGGCAUUGUGUAAUGGAUUCAAACUGCGCCACACAGCGGAAAUGAAUCGAAGAUGA
Botrytis byssoidea is the source of this 4224-nucleotide messenger RNA. RefSeq lists its product as uncharacterized. The coding region runs from base 1 to 4224 and encodes 1407 amino acids. Gene Ontology annotation, biological process: mRNA transcription by RNA polymerase II; transcription elongation by RNA polymerase II; nucleosome organization. Gene Ontology annotation, molecular function: histone binding; DNA binding; nucleosome binding. The record is from RefSeq and is a predicted model, not a curated record. Gene Ontology annotation, cellular component: transcription elongation factor complex. The transcript has 4 exons. NCBI's taxonomy places the organism in Eukaryota, Fungi, Ascomycota, Leotiomycetes, Helotiales, Sclerotiniaceae.